Molecule: messenger RNA, 1219 nt
Organism: Folsomia candida
Lineage: Eukaryota; Metazoa; Arthropoda; Collembola; Entomobryomorpha; Isotomidae
Exons: 4
Coding region: 357-1163 (268 amino acids)
Source: RefSeq, a predicted model, not a curated record
UUUUCAUCGUAGUUGGGGUUUGUUGUCGAUAAAAUUCAUACAUAUGUUUCCGAUGAAUUAUGCUUUGUUUCACAUCAUGCAAAUUUUAUCCGGACACAGGGGAAACAUAAAUCUAUAUAUGUAAACGGAGCAUGCUUUUGAUUGAUUUCUUUUAUUAUCCUUACUCAUCGUCAUGGUUUGGGGUGCACUAUGCAACGUGUACACUGGCUCUUUUACGCAGUUUUUUAAUGACUCAACUACCACUUGUGUUUCAAAAGACUACUCUAGAACUUGAUCCACUUGACCCUUCUCGCACUAUUUUCUACACACUCUUUAUAAUAAAAUUACAUUUUUAGUCAUCCAUCUACAUAUUUAAAAUGAGAUCAUUUCCUCUAACCAAAUCCACUCCGAACUCCUUAAUUAUUCAAAUCAGGAAGGACUCAGAAAUGCAACCGUGCAAAAAAUACUACUUGUCCCAGUUGAAUAGUGUCUCCGCAAUUACUUCCACCACACCCAGACAACACCCACAAAAUAUCGUAGAUGACAGGGAAGAUGAGACGUACUACUUCGUCAGUUCUAACAUUAUAAUCUUCCUCAUCUACGCGUUUGCCGGCCAGGCAGUCUCGUUCUUGUCGAUAGAGGUUCUCAUGAAUCUGGUGGGAAUCGGCGACCUCUGGAAAAGACCGAGCAUCAUGGAAUGCGUCAGUCUGAUGGGAUGUUGCCUUAUAAGUUAUGAAAUUGCUGGGAUCCUUUAUAACUGGUGGAGUGACCUGUGGAUGAAAAUAGAUAUGGUAAAGUCUGUCGCAAAGGAGAAAGUACGUCCUGAAGAAACUUUUUAUAUUCCUGUGGGGGCUAAUUGGUUUCUCGUAAUUGGACUCAGCCAUUUUUAUGUGUGGAAAGAUAACCAAAUUUCUCUAGAUCAUUCUCGUAAUGCUGUUACUAAUGGGAUGAGUGAUCUUGAAGAUGAGUAUCGAAAAUUUCUGGAGUAUUAUGUGAAUCAGUUGGAAAUCAUGAUGGGUCGAACGGCUGAUAAUAAUACUCCUCUUGAUGAAAAUAUGCAAGUUGAGUCGAGAUGGACGAGUGUCUUGCAGAUUUUGAAAUCUCAAUGUGAACAUUGGGAAAUGAAGGCAGCAUUGCUGAAUUCUGGCUGCGCAUCACUCGAGAUGCAGAGUCGGGAAAUGUAGACAGAAAUUUGACCCUUGGUCAUACAGAAUUGAGUUUCGCUAUUAUGAAUUUUUUU